Monopterus albus (swamp eel) is the source of this 2716-nucleotide messenger RNA. RefSeq names its product visinin-like 1a (gene vsnl1a). Gene Ontology annotation, molecular function: calcium ion binding. Lineage: Eukaryota; Metazoa; Chordata; Actinopteri; Synbranchiformes; Synbranchidae. The transcript is spliced from 4 exons. The record is from RefSeq and is a predicted model, not a curated record. Bases 237 to 812 code for a protein of 191 amino acids.
UACGGACCUGCACCGCAUACUCUCUGUCGAGGCACACUUUUCUCCAGCAUAAAAUAAAAUAAAAACACAACAGAAUAAAAGAAUACGCAGAAAAGAAAUCUUAAGCUACUACUGGCUCAACGGAGCACAUUUCCAGACGUUUGAAUCGCUUCUUUUUUCCGUGCUUCCAGGUUUUUUGACCACUUCAGACAUCAGACCGGACUUCUCCCGUUGACCCCGCACUCUCGCAAGGCAAAAUGGGGAAACAGAACAGCAAGCUGACCCCCGAAGUGAUGGAGGAUCUGGUGAAGAACACGGAGUUUAAUGAACACGAGCUGAAGCAGUGGUACAAGGGAUUCCUGAAGGACUGUCCCAGCGGCCGACUCAACCUGGAUGAGUUCCAGCAGCUAUAUGUGAAGUUCUUCCCUUACGGUGAUGCAUCCAAGUUCGCCCAGCAUGCCUUCAGGACCUUCGAUAAGAACGGCGAUGGCACCAUCGACUUCAGAGAGUUCAUCUGUGCGUUGUCCAUCACAUCACGAGGCAGCUUCGAGCAAAAACUCAACUGGGCCUUCAACAUGUAUGAUCUGGACGGAGACGGAAAGAUCACAAGGGUGGAGAUGCUGGAGAUCAUCGAGGCGAUCUACAAGAUGGUGGGCACAGUGAUCAUGAUGAAAAUGAACGAGGAUGGCUUGACGCCCGAGCAGAGGGUGGACAAGAUCUUCUCCAAGAUGGAUAAGAACAACGACGACCAGAUCACGCUGGAGGAGUUCAAAGAGGCGGCCAAAAGUGACCCGUCCAUCGUAUUACUGCUGCAGUGUGAUCUGCAGAAAUAGGCCAGAGGGCAAGCAGAGAGCUCCACCAGCCGCCACGGACUGCACAGAAAGAAUUUCAUGUUCCAUUCAGUUUGCAGCUAUUUCCACAGAAAAAUAAUGCUUGGACUACCUUUCAAUGGAUCUGCUUCUUGUGUUUGAAACACUCGUGUGCAUGAGAAUGUUAUUUGCUCUAAAUAGAUCUACACAUAACAUACAACAGUGUCCGUGUGCAAGAGUGCGGUUGCACACACACCACAAACACUCACACUACACACACACAAACACACAAUCUCUCACUGCAUAUGAACACCUCACUUAAAUAAUAUAGAUAGAUAGAUAAAUAUGGAUAUAUAUUUAAAUUAUUUAAAGAUCAACUGCCAAAAUGUGAAGUGUGCAAAGUAUUUUCCAUACAAUCUCAUUUUAUUGAAGCUUGCGCAUCAGUGAUGUGCUACAUUGAAUUUGCCGCUACUCUAUUUAUUGAACCAAGUUUACUGGCGCUAGCUGUGUGUUUCAUAAUACUGAGUAAUGUCAGAUGAACCAAAUUCCUAUGAUAAUGUAUCUGCCUCCAAUAAGACACUCUAUCCAUUGUCUCGAAUAUUAGCUCUAGCAGAGCUUGAUUAGCGUUUGUCCAACUUCUCCUUCCAAAACAUGCUUGUACUGUCAGUAAAAAUGUAAAUGUAGUUAAUUUGCAUGCUUUUCGGUUCUGCCUUAAAAAUGUCCUCCUUUUGCAUCCCGUAAUCAAAGACAGAACGCCUUAUCAAAGCAGCAUAGUGACAGCUGGGGAAACAAGAAAAAAUCAUAUUGCAGCAGGUCCUUCUACAAGUAUCAUUGUUUGGGAUGUAAUUUUUGUGAUUGGGACUUUUUUUUCUUAAAUGCUUACUUAAACUGUUGGAGCAUGUUUCCUUGUGGAUUAUCUGUAGUAAAUGUUGCUAAGAACUGAAACCCUGCCCCAUCAUUUUGAAAGAUUAUCAGAGAUUAAAAAAAAAGGCUAAAUUGAUACAUCAUUUAAGCAAAUGGACUAGAGACAAGUGAGAUUAAAUAUUUAAAUCAGGAGUCCCUAGAGAAUGAAAGAAUACACUUUUAGCUGGAGUUGGAAUAAAAACUUUUUCCUCUAUAGUUGGACAGCAUCAAACCUAGUUAUGACCUAUGUGUCACCGUCACAUCCACUUUUUUCCUGUUAGCUUGCAGGUUACAUAUCAGUGCAAUUAAUCCAUUAGAGGGGAUUUUUUGUAAUUCUUUAAGAGUAGAAAAAAGGCCAGUGCAACAAUGUCAUAUUCAGCAGAAGCUGAAGCAGCGAGAGGAGCAGUGAAUGGUGUUACAUUGUACACUGUAACUUCUAGAGGCGAGCCCUUAUUGUAAAGCCAUGUGUUUAAUAGAUUGAACAAUUUGCCCUCCCCAGCAUCCCCUAUGUAUUGAUCUUACCUGUCAGUCAGUCUUUUUGUACUUUUUUACUCCUUUCUCUCCCCCAUUGUACACGUACUGAUACACACUCAAUGCAGAGAAGAAAUGAUUUGGAAAUAACCUGUUAAAUCACUUGUAUCCUUAAUUUACCUGGCCCUGUCUCAAAACAGCACAGACACUUUCCAACGCUGCAUAAUACUUGUGGUGUUUUAAGAGCUAAAGGAGGCUAAAGGAGAUGUGAUGUGUCAUAAAAUACAUUAUUGCAAUAAAGAACUAGCAUUCCAGUCCAUCAUCAUUUCUCAGCAGUGUAGCUUGUCCUCAUCAAGGCUGUAAUCUGAACUUCUUUACAUGAACAUCUUUGGCCAGACAAUGUUUGUAAUUACUAAUAUUGCUAUCAAGAUACCAAAUGUAAGCGAAGGCAACCGUGUACAAGAAUUCUUUUGUAGCAUGUAUUGUGUCCCUGACAACAUGGCUGCACUACUCCCUGUGUUGUGAUUUAAUCUAAUAAAAGAAACUCUAUGGGC